AUGGGCGAAUGUUGUAGAUCUUACGUCAGACGUCGGAGAUUCCUAACCGGAGCUCGGCUACCUCUUGGAAGCCUCCGACGACGAGCUUGGCUUCCCUCCGUCGACUGCGUCGUCAAGCGAGGCGGAGAACAACGAAGAGACCGAGUUGGUCCGAGUUCCGUCGGACUCGGCGAGUUAUGGGGGUUUGAUGAUGAGAUCCCGAGUUACAACUCGUUCGGGGUUGAGAAUUGUUGUUCAACAUCUUUGGACAUAAACACCAUUGAGGGCAGUCCAAAGAUUGUGGAAGUGGACACUGGCAAGCCCAAAUCAAGAUCCCAGAGAACCAAAACCUGGGUGUCAGAUUUCGGCGACGACCUAUUUGGCCAAACACUCUCCUCACCCUUUCCAUGUCGAAUUUUGACCCGUUUAUCAAUCAUCGGUCACCGGAACUCCCAAGACAUCGAUUGGGGACUAACCGGCGACGAAUGCCGGUUCUCUAUGGCCGAAAGCACCCCUCGGUUUGUAAAUUCUGGUGGGUCUAAUGCCCCGGUGACGUCGGUGAAGAACGUCUAUGUUGAUACUUAUUUCCGGCAGUACAUAAAUUAUCCAAAUAACAUGGCCAGUACACAAUCAUUCAAGGCCAAAUUGAGGUCCCAAAGUGCUCCAAAGCAGAGGCCUAAACCUGAAUGA
Molecule: messenger RNA, 669 nt
Organism: Cornus florida
Lineage: Eukaryota; Viridiplantae; Streptophyta; Magnoliopsida; Cornales; Cornaceae
Product: protein IQ-domain 26-like
Exons: 2
Coding region: 1-669 (222 amino acids)
Source: RefSeq, a predicted model, not a curated record